AUGCGGCUGCUAUACACUACGAGCGAUGGGCUGCUUGGAUGGACUGGCGACCUGAUUGGGGACAAGAUCCCCCCUUAUGCGAUCCUGUCGCACACUUGGGAAGAAGGACAGGAAGUAACAUUUGCUGACCUGAAAGAUCUGCACAAUACAGCAGGUGAUGAAGUACGAAGAAAGCAUGGGUAUCAAAAACUCCUGUUCUGCGCGCAACAGGCCAAGCGGGACGAUCUGGACUACUUCUGGGUGGACACUUGCUGCAUUGAUAAGACGAACAACACAGAGCUUUCUGAAGCGAUCAACUCCAUGUUCCGCUGGUACCAGAAUGCAAUUAAGUGCUACGUAUUCCUUUCAGAUGUCGAAAAGGACACCCUAGAGGGCGAUGGCAAGUCAGCAUUCAGAAAGAGCAGGUGGUUUAACCGAGGAUGGACGCUUCAGGAACUACUGGCACCUCGUUCCGUCGAGUUCUUCUCUAAAGACGGAGUUCGACUAGGGGAUAAAGAUUCACUCAAGCAAACUUUACACGAGAUUACCGGAAUACCUAUUAAAGCUCUUUCAGGGAGGGACUUGUCCGAGUUCGACGUUGCUGAGCGGUUCUCAUGGGCAGCAAAUCGCCAAACGACACGCCAAGAAGACGGUGCAUACUGCCUGCUAGGUAUAUUUGGUAUCUUUAUGCCACUAAUAUACGGUGAAGGCAAAGAUAGUGCUAUGAAACGGCUACAGAAAGAAGUAAAGGGAGCUUCAGUGGACACCGCAGGUCAAGAAAAGUGGUUUGGUAAAAUCUGCAGCUGGCUUUCCGCUCCUGACCCGUCCACAAACUACCAUAAAGCGCAAAAGCAGCGGCAGGCUGAGACUGGACUCUGGCUGUUAGACAACGCAAGCUUCACUAAAUGGAAAGCAACUCCAGCGUCACGACUGUGGCUGUAUGGGAUCCCGGGAUGCGGCAAGACCAUCCUGAGCUCAACAGUCAUCGAGCACCUGCUGCAACACUGCUACAGUGAUGCUAGUAUGGCGACAGCGUACUUUUACUUCGACUUCAACGACAUACAGAAACGGAACCCAGAGCUGAUGCUCCGCUCGUUGCUCUGCCAGCUCCUGCAGGGCUUGGUUAUAAUACCUAAGGGCGUCAACGCAUUGUUCUCGGCAUGCGCAGAUAGGGGUCAACAGCCAUCACUACGUGCGCUGCUCGAACUCAUACCGCAGGUGAUACAACAGUUCACGCAUGUCUAUAUUGUUCUAGAUGCGCUCGAUGAAUGCACACAGCGCCAAGAACUAAUGGAUAUGCUUAAGGUAGUGGCUAGAUGGCAGCUUGACAACCUACAUCUGCUUAUGACUAGCCGUAAAGAGCGGGAUAUCGAGACAUCUUUGGAGAGUUACAUCAAAGAAGAAGACACAAUCUGUCUUCAAAAAGACGUUGUAGACAGCGACAUACAACGAUAUGUUCAACAAAGGUUGUCUGAUGAUAAGAGUCUAGCACAAUGGAACAAAGAUGCUGCCAUCAGACAAGAAAUUGAGGCUACACUGAUGCACGGAGCUCGUGGGAUGUUCCGAUGGGCUGUGUGUCAGCUUGACACGUUAGCACAGUGUCGCAAUCGGGUGAUGCUGCGCAAGUCAUUAACCACUUUACCGAAAACGCUGGAUCAGACAUAUGACCGCAUUCUCGCUGCUAUAAGUGAACAAGAUCGCGACUUCGCGAUGCGCAUCCUGCGGUGGCUAACGUUCUCUGAGCGGCCGAUGUCGGUCGAAGAGAUCGCUGAGGUUGUCGCUAUUGACGUAGCACGCGAGCCAGCGUUCGACCGCGAUGGAGUACUGGAAGACCCGCUAGAGGUGUUGAACAUCUGCUCUAGUCUUGUCACUACCACGACGAAUGAGCUGGACAUAUAUCAAACGAUAGAAUCUCCUACAAUCACUCUAGCGCAUUAUUCUGUCCAGGAGUAUCUUGUGUCAGAGAGAAUCAAGCAAGGACAAUCGAAGCAGUACAGUAUGCAAGCCGUUGAAUGCCAUACUACGAUAGCAGAGGGUUGUUUGAAAUAUUUACUACAAUUCCAGCAACCAACUUCAAUACACAUUCUUGAGGAGUUUACGCUCGCAAGGUAUACAGCAGAGUUCUGGGGUAGACAUUUUCGAAAAAUAGGGGAUGAGACAAGCAGAGUGAGCCGAGUAGCGAUGAGCUUGAUGUCGAUGGAGCAACCCGCAUAUCUCACAUGGAUCCGGUUGUGGGACCCAGAUUUUCCAUGGAAGAAACCAAACUUAGCAAGAGGUCUAGAAAGCAUAGCUACGCCGCUUUACUAUGCCGCAUUGUUGGGC
This is a messenger RNA of Bipolaris zeicola 26-R-13, 2301 nucleotides long. RefSeq lists its product as uncharacterized. NCBI's taxonomy places the organism in Eukaryota, Fungi, Ascomycota, Dothideomycetes, Pleosporales, Pleosporaceae. The transcript is spliced from 2 exons. The record is from RefSeq and is a predicted model, not a curated record. The annotation marks the transcript as partial.